GUGGCUUUUUGGAUCAACAGGGAAGGAAUUCCCGGCCGAGCAUGUCUGUCAAUCACAACUGUCCUGUCUCUCAUCACUCUGAUUGGAUCCACCAACUCAAAACUACCCAAUGUGUCUGCAGUGAAAGCACUCGAUGUUUAUUUCUUCAUCUGUUUCGGAUAUGUGUUCGGAGGGCUGUUAGAGUUUGCGACAGUUAUUUAUUUAGGUACGAAGGAGAAAAAGAGGAGUGCGGCCAUUGCAGAUCGAAGGAAGAAACAGCAGGAGUACCUGACUGCUCUGAACCAAGUGAAGGACAACAGUCUCCUUCAGGAUCUAGACGUGUACAUUCUCUCUAAUGCACUAGAGAUGCAAUUUGGCCCUCUCUCAGAGUUUGAAACACGCUCGAUGUCACCUCUCGCUGCUCUUCUAUCCGAACACCAAAGCAACCAACAACAACUCGGAAUAGUUUCCGACAACAACAAACGCAAAGAUCUACUCAAGAGAGUAUCAGUAGCGUCUGCUAUGCAACCACCACCGGCAGAACUGACCCCACCUAAACCCUACAUUACAGCCAGUAGAAUCGAACUGUUUAGUCGUGUUUUCUUCCCGAGCUCGUUUUUCACAGUGUUCACGACUUACUGGUUGUACUAUUAUGUAUAUAAAUCAAACACACAUAUAAUACCGAGUGAUGCUGUUUGAUUUCCAUUAUAAGUUACACCAAACUUUGAAAAUUUUAAUUUACCUCAAACACAGCAAAAAUUUUGAAAUCCUUUUGCCGUCUUGUAAGAAAAGCAUGACUUUUAUGAAGGAAAAAGAAGGAAAAUUGUUACAAAAAAAAUGAAGCAGAAAACAUAUUCGGGUUUCUGUGAUGUUUUUUUUGUGAAAUCAGGGCUUAAAAAACGCUCGCAAUAUCGGAGAGAUUGGGUGUAUAGUUGUAGCACGUUUCAUAUAUAGAUAGUGUCUCUAAAAUUAUUCACAAAAUUUUUGAUUCGAUAAUUUAUGUUUUCAAGUUUUGUUCGUUUUUAAGCAAAUAAUGCAGUAAUUUUAAGCAGGCUGAAGAAGCAAAGUUUUUUCUCCCUCAAACGACCUCAAAUGAUCCGAACAGAUCAGAAGCAAGAGAUAAACGGAAAAAAUUGAACCAACAUUAAACUUGAAAA
Symsagittifera roscoffensis is the source of this 1136-nucleotide messenger RNA. RefSeq names its product gamma-aminobutyric acid receptor subunit beta-1-like. Gene Ontology annotation, cellular component: GABA-A receptor complex; plasma membrane; synapse. The record is from RefSeq and is a predicted model, not a curated record. Gene Ontology annotation, biological process: signal transduction; regulation of membrane potential; chloride transmembrane transport. NCBI's taxonomy places the organism in Eukaryota, Metazoa, Xenacoelomorpha, Acoela, Convolutidae. Gene Ontology annotation, molecular function: neurotransmitter receptor activity; chloride channel activity; GABA-A receptor activity.